Molecule: messenger RNA, 764 nt
Organism: Nipponia nippon (crested ibis)
Lineage: Eukaryota; Metazoa; Chordata; Aves; Pelecaniformes; Threskiornithidae
Source: RefSeq, a predicted model, not a curated record
UCUCCCUGACGCGGACGCCCAGGAAGGGUUUGGAGGCCAAGCAGGCGCUGAUCACUGAGGUAAGUGCGGCCCGGCCCGGCGCGGUGCCCCCCUCGCCGGUGCCCGGCUACCGGCUAACCGCUGCCUCGCAGCUGCGGAGAUGCGUGGACACCUACAAGUACAUUUUCGUCUUCUCCGUCGCCAACAUGAGGAACAACAAGCUGAAGGACGUCCGGAACGCCUGGAAGCACAGCAGGAUCUUCUUCGGGAAGAACAAAGUCAUGAUGGUGGCGCUGGGACGGGAGCCGAGCAGUGAGUACAAGGAGAAUCUGCACAAGGUCAGCAAACACCUGAGAGGGGAAGUCGGUCUCCUCUUCACGAACCGCACCAGGGACGAGGUGGACGAGUGGUUCUCUAAAUUCAGAGAGGUGGACUUUGCCCGCGCAGGGAACAAGGCAACGUACACGGUGAGCCUGGACACGGGGCCCCUGGAGCAGUUCCCCCACUCCAUGGAGCCGCAGUUACGGCAGCUGGGAUUGCCGACGGCGUUAAAGAAAGGAGUGGUGACGCUACUUUCCGAUUAUGAAGUCUGCAAAGAAGGGGACGUUCUCACCCCCGAACAAGCCCGCGUCCUGAAACUCUUUGGCUACGAGAUGGCGGAGUUUAAAGUCACCAUCAAAUUUCUGUGGAAUUCGGAGACGGGAGACUUCCAGAAGCUUGUGGGAGACACGGCAGAGGAGGAGGAAGAGGAGGACGACGACGAUGACGACAGCAAUGAGGACUAG